Photinus pyralis (common eastern firefly) is the source of this 1437-nucleotide messenger RNA. Its product is annotated as N(4)-(Beta-N-acetylglucosaminyl)-L-asparaginase. The transcript is spliced from 7 exons. Gene Ontology annotation, cellular component: lysosome. The coding region runs from base 410 to 1417 and encodes 335 amino acids. Gene Ontology annotation, biological process: protein deglycosylation. Lineage: Eukaryota; Metazoa; Arthropoda; Insecta; Coleoptera; Lampyridae. Gene Ontology annotation, molecular function: N4-(beta-N-acetylglucosaminyl)-L-asparaginase activity. The record is from RefSeq and is a predicted model, not a curated record.
AACAUUCAUCACAUUCAAUAACGCAUUCAUUUCCUAUACUUCUUUUAAUCACGUAGAAAUUACCACAUCUACACUGAUAGUACGAUACAUCAUUGUCGAAAUUGAGUUCUUUAAAAUGCACAGUGGCGUAAACCAGGUGUUGUUCCUUAUAUCUCCUAUCCAUUAAGAUGGAAUCGUAUUCCUUUCUCAAUUUUUCGUCUCUGAGGGUUCUCCAUGCUUUGUCAAUUCUUACAAACUCCUCGUUUUUAUCUAGCGGAGAUUGUUUAUCCGGGUGACAAAUUUUUACAAGCUGACGAUAAUUGCGUUUGAUCUCGUCGAAAGUGGCAUUUUCUGUGCAGUUUAAUACGCUAUAGUAAUUCUCGUUCAUUGUUCACCCAACAAUUACAUUAAAAAGAAAAGGUUGAGGGAAAUGCAUAUAGUUCUGAUAAUACCUCUCCUUAUCUCGCAAGUUUUUGGCCAUCCUUUUCCAUUGGUCAUAAACACAUGGGGUUUUAUGGAGGCCACCAAAGCAGCUUGGACCGAAAUCAGUAGUGGGGGCAGUCGGCUAGACGCACUCGAAGUCGGAUGUUCUAAGUGUGAAAUGCUACAAUGUGACGGUACCGUCGGGUUUGGAGGUAGUCCCGAUGAGAACGGCGAGACAACUCUUGACGCCCUAAUGUUUGACGGAGUAACGAUGGAUAUGGGCGCGGUCGCUGGAUUGAGACGUGUAAAGAACGUUAUCAGUGUUGCCAGGCGAGUCCUCGAACACACGUCUCACUCACUACUCGUUGGUAGUCUCGCAACAAAGUUUGCUAAACAAAUGGGCUUCAAGGAGGAGUCAUUAUCAACAAAUAACUCUUUGUCUAUGUGGAAACAAUGGAUGGUGAACCGGUGUCAGCCAAAUUUUUGGACAAAUGUGUUCCCCGACCCUCGAGGCUCGUGUGGACCUUAUCAACCGAUAAGUCCAAACAGCGUCUAUUACAACUCGCUCUAUCUCUUUAAUAAGAGAAAUCACGACACAAUUGGCAUGAUUGUUAUCGAUCAAAAUGGGAACGUUGCCGCUGGAACAUCCACUAAUGGUGCAAGUCACAAAAUUCCAGGGCGCGUUGGUGACUCGCCCAUCCCAGGAGCUGGUGCCUAUGCGGACAAUGACGUGGGUGCGGCGGUUGCGACUGGUGACGGAGAUCUCAUGAUGCGUUUCUUACCGAGUUUUUUAGCGGUUGAAGAAAUGCGGAGAGGGGUAUCACCAUCUGAUGCAGCACGAGUUGCUAUUGAUAGGAUGGUAUCCAAGAAUGACAAAUUUUUUGGAGGCGUUAUCGCGGUAAAUAAAAAUGGCGAGUACGGGGCGGCUUGUAAUGGAAUGAUCGAAUUUCCAUAUUCAGUUAUUACCAAAGAUAUUAAUAAAAUUAUUGUCAAAAGUGUAAAAUGUAAUUUAUAGUAAAGGAGAAGUAGGUAUAU